ACUUGCCAAAUAAGGUAAAGGGCGGAACGCUGUUCCGGCUGUUCCCAUAGUGUUUGAGCCGCAGUUGAACGUGUGUCGCGGAAACCUCACAUCGACAUAUGAGAACAUCCAGUUGGGGGGGGCAGCAAAAAGUGACAAACCGGAAAAAUACACAUUAAAUAUCAUUGUUUUUCAACGGGGGAGUAAGCGCACAUAUUCCAAUUUUUCCCGAAAAAGUGUCGGAAAUGUCGUACGAAACCAAGUAUAUUUUUGCAACCUUACCACGAACACAACGUGGAAAUCCCCUUGUCCUUGGUGGUGACCCGAAAGGCAAAAAUUUUUUAUAUACUAAUGGAAACAGCGUGAUAAUUAGAAACAUAGAGAACCCAGCAAUCUCUGAUAUUUAUACCGAACAUUCAUGUGCCGUGAAUGUUGCAAAAUAUUCACCAAGUGGUUUCUACAUUGCUUCAGGAGACCAAUCUGGCAAAGUUCGCAUUUGGGAUACAGUGAAUAAGGAACACAUCUUGAAAAAUGAAUUUCAUCCAAUCGGUGGUCCGAUCAAAGACAUUGCUUGGUCUCCUGAUAGCCAGCGAAUGGUUGUUGUGGGAGAAGGACGGGAAAGGUUUGGACACGUCUUCAUGGCAGAUACUGGCACGUCGGUUGGUGAAAUUUCAGGCCAAAGUAAAUCCAUAAACUCGUGUGACUUCAGACCUAGCCGGCCUUUCAGAUUGAUAACUGGAAGUGAGGACAAUACCAUUGCAAUAUUCGAGGGUCCUCCUUUUAAGUUCAAAAUGACAAAACAAGAGCACACAAGAUUCGUUCAAGCGGUACGCUACUCGCCAUCGGGCAACCUUUUUGCGUCGGCGGGUUUCGAUGGUAAAGUUUUUAUAUACGAUGGAACGACAUCUGAUCUCGUAGGCGAAGUAGGCUCACCUGCUCAUCAGGGCGGCGUUUACGGGGUGGCUUGGAAACCCGAUGGAACCCAAUUGCUUACUGCAUCCGGGGACAAAACCUGCAGAUUGUGGGACGUUGAAACUCGAUCCCUCAUCACGGAAUUCAAUAUGGGAACUACGGUUGACGACCAACAGGUCAGUUGCCUAUGGCAAGGUGAACAUCUACUCUCUGUAUCGUUGAGUGGUUUCAUCAAUUAUCUCAACGUUAACGAUCCAUCGAAGCCUCACAGAAUAAUAAAGGGACACAACAAGCCAAUAACAGUAUUAACUCUCAGUCCGGAUCGAGGUACGAUUUACACCGGUUCUCACGACGGUCACAUCACCAAUUGGAACGCACUGACCGGUGAAAAUGAUCGUGUCAAGGGGCAAGGUCAUGGCAAUCAGAUAAAUGGAAUGAAAGCCUCCAACGAUUUGUUGUAUACAGCUGGAAUCGAUGACACCCUCAGGGCUGUUGAUAUUGCAACAAAUACUUAUACCGAGACAGCGACAAUAAAACUCGAUUCGCAACCUCGUGGCCUCGAUAUACAUGGCGAUCUGGUUGUGACAGCUUCGAUCCGACAGAUAAAUCUGACCCAAGGUGGUAGAAAAGUGGCCAAAUUACCGAUUGAUUACGAGCCCUCGUGCGUAAGCAUAAAUCAAGAAAAUGGAGAUGUCGCAGUAGGUUCAUCAUCCGAUAACAAAGUCUACGUAUAUGGGUUAUCCGGAACUGCUCUGUCGCUCAAGCUUGAGCUGGAACAUCUGGGUCCCGUGACUGAUGUAUCUUUCAGUCCCGAUAACAAAUACCUCGUCGCUUGCGAUGCCAAUCGGAAAGUUGUUCUGUACGUCGUUCCCGAGUACAAGGGGCUCGCGCACAAUCGAGAAUGGGGCUUUCACAACGCUCGAGUAAACACCGUGGCGUGGUCACCAGAUUCCAUUAUGGUUGCGAGUGGUAGUCUCGACACAACCAUCAUUAUAUGGAGCGUUACAAAUCCGGCAAAGCACACCAUUAUCAAGAACGCACAUCCACAGAGUCAAAUAACGCGGAUCGUGUGGCUCGACGAAGAAACUCUGAUUUCAGUCGGUCAAGACUGCAACACGAAGAUGUGGCGUGUCGAAAAGAUCUAAAUCGAUCAAAAAGUGUUUUUUUGUGUGUAUGUGUGACGCACGAUAAUCCUCCGCCCCAUUCUGACUCAAACUAUUGUGAAAGGCUUCAUUAACUUUUCAUGCAUUUAAUUUAAUUUAUUUGUAGCAUACAAAUAUUGUAUAUUAUUUUUGAAUACGAUUCUCAAUAUACAAUUUAUAUAUGAUCA
Messenger RNA from Venturia canescens, 2221 nucleotides. RefSeq names its product actin-interacting protein 1 flr (gene flr). Lineage: Eukaryota; Metazoa; Arthropoda; Insecta; Hymenoptera; Ichneumonidae. Gene Ontology annotation, molecular function: actin filament binding. Bases 225 to 2036 code for a protein of 603 amino acids. Gene Ontology annotation, cellular component: cortical actin cytoskeleton. Gene Ontology annotation, biological process: sarcomere organization; actin filament depolymerization; locomotion. The transcript is spliced from 14 exons. The record is from RefSeq and is a predicted model, not a curated record.